CCCGGCUGGCGAAGCUGAGUGAUUGAGAUCUGCAAGAGUUCUAAAAAACACAGGAUGGAAAGCGAGCCGCCUAUUGAAACAGUCUUACAAGCCUUACAGGCUCUUUACAACAAUCCAGACAAAGCUGGAAAGGAGCAGGCAUCAGUAUGGCUCGGAGAACUUCAACGAUCGGUAUGUGCUUGGCAGAUAUCGGACCAGUUACUGCGACAGCAACACACACUUGAGUCCUGCUACUUUGCUGCACAGACCAUGAGGACCAAAAUACAGUAUUCUUUCCAUGAGCUGCCUACUGAUUCCCAUGCUUUUUUGAAAGAUUCCCUACUGGAGCAUGCUGGGAAGAUUUCUGGGGACACACAGGCAAUUAUUGUGACACAGCUCAGUCUCGCCCUAGCUGACCUAGCACUACUGAUGGCUUCCUGGAAGGAUGCCACACUAGAGCUUGUACAACGGUUCGGCACUAAUGUACACCAGCUACCAUUUCUGUUGGAGGUGUUGACUGUUCUACCUGAGGAGGUGAAUAGCCGGUCACUGCGCCUGGGAUCUAACAGAAGGAGUGAGGUAAUGGAGGAUCUAACCAAGGCCUCUUCUGUUGUACUACAGUUACUGACAGCAUGUCUUGAGACUUGUGCGAAUGACCCCCGAGCACAGGCCAAAGUGUUUCGCUGCAUGGGCAGCUGGUUUGCCCUUGGAGUUGUGCAGGAUGACUGCAUCACACACAAUAAACUUCUGAUGGCUCCCUUCCAGGUGCUGGUGGUGCAAGACUGUCCAUCUGUUUUACAUGAGGCUGCCACAGACUGCAUAUGCUCUGCUCUGUAUUGUGCAGAUGUAAGUACCGCCAACCAUCAGCAAACAAGCCAGGACUUACGGAAGCAUUUACAGCUGGCAGAAGCCUUGUACCAUGGAAGUCUGACAUUACAGGAAGCCUACCACAUGACUGUCGCCCUAGAGGACACAGACAAAUCUAUCAAUUUUUGUAGAAUAUUUACAGAAUUGGCUGAGUCUCUUUUAGAAGCGAUUGUAGACACACCGAAUCAGGGCUUAGGAGACCUGAGGAUCUUAGAAAUAUUGUUAACCUGUGUUGGCCACCAUUUGUAUGAGGUGACAGAAAUAACAUUUAAUUUUUGGUAUCGCCUUUCUGAAGACCUGUACCAGCGAAGUCAGGACAUGUUAACAGAUGUGUUCAAACCUUACAUACAGAGACUGAUCAUAGCCCUGUGUCAUCAUUGUCAGAUGGACACUGACCAUGAGGGUGUGCCAGACGAGUCUGAUGACUUCGGCGAGUUCAGGAUACGCGUGUCAGAACUAAUUAAAGAUGUAAUAUUUGUUGUGGGAUCAUCCCGAUGUUUUAACCAGAUGUUUGAAAACUUAAAGUCCCAGACAUCAACUACAUCGUGGGAGGUAACCGAGGCCUCACUAUUUGUUAUGUCUGCUGUAGCCAAAAACUUGUUACCAGAGGAAAAUGAGAUUGUGCCAGAAGUUGUGAAUGCCAUCCUGUCUAUCCCGGACACAGCUCAUGUGUCUGUGCGACACACCAGUGUACGGCUGUUUGGAGAGCUGAGCGAGUGGAUAGAGAAACACCCAGAAUUCUUAGACCCUGUGUUGCAGUUUCUGUUGAGAGGAUUACAGGACCCGAAGUUGGCAACUGUAGCGGCAAAUUCCCUCCAAUCAAUAUCAACAACUUGUCGCGAGAAAAUGAUAGACCAUUUCCAGGGACUCUUACAAAUUGUGCAGGCUAUAGAUUCAUUCAACCUGUCAUCUGAGGCCGCUAUAGGCCUUCUCAAAGGAACAGCUACCAUACUGGGGCGCUUACCUUGUGAUAAAGUUGGAGAUGGUCUUACUCAACUGUGUUCAUACCAACUGUUACCACUCAACAAGAUUAUAGCCACAGACAACAACAAACCUAAACAGGGCAGUACAGAUGACCCCACUAUUUGGCUUGACAGACUGGCGGCCAUAUUUAGACACACAAACCCAACGGUGACAAAUGGCACAUCACAUCCAUGCCUUGCAGCAAUCCAGGAGGUAUGGCCAGUGCUGUCACAGGCUUGUGAAAAGUACCAGGCUGACAUUCGCAUUGUAGAAAGGUGCUGUCGCUGUAUACGCUUUGCUAUCAGGUGCCUGGGGAAAAGCUCAGCAUCUCUGCUCAACCCUUUAGUAUCUCAGAUGAUAACACUGUAUCAGGUUCAUCAACACUCUUGCUUCCUCUACCUGGGCAGUAUACUGGUGGAUGAGUAUGGUAUGGAGGCGGCAUGUCAACCAGGACUUCUUAACAUGUUACAGGCGUUUUGUGUACCAACAUUUAAAAUCCUAGAGGAACACAACGGCCUAAGGAAUCACCCAGAUACAGUUGAUGAUUUGUUUCGACUUUGUUUAAGGUUUGUACAGCGGGCCACUCUACCCUACCUCGAGUGUGCUAUGGCCAAGCCAAUCCUUUGUUGUGCCAUCGCUGCCUGUUCUUUGGACCAUCGUGAUGCCAAUGCCUCUGUUAUGAAAUAUCUCACAGAUUUCCUUUCCUGCGCCACACGCAAAGAGGACAAAGAUGACUUUGCAGCCAAACAAACAUUGGUGAAGGCGCUGCUCACUGAGCACGGACAAGCUCUGGUUAAUGCUCUAGUCAAUGGCUGUAUCUUCUCCCUACCCACUUUUAUGACUGUUGACAUCGGAGAGGUCAUCUAUGAACUCAUGGUCAUCGACAGGCCAGUUUUUUGUAAAUGGCUGGAGACCAUGUUAAAGUCGCUUCAAACAGAGAGCAGUGGAGGGGCAGUGACAGCAACUCAUAAGCAGCUGACUGACUUUCACAAGGCCCUCACCAGUGCUGAGAAUGUAAAGCAGGUGUCCAACGCUCUGAGAGACUUUGCUCGCUUGUUUAGGUAGGAUGGACUUACUACUGUUGACGCUGAAUUCUGUAAAUCUUGUCUUUCCAUCCUGGCUGUAGUCAUAUGAUGGUGUGUGGUCAUAUACCGUGAUCAGAGAACAUAGCUGUGUGAUCAUGUUAUACCCAACCAUGUGAUGCUGAGCUGUGGGAUCAUGUUAUACCCAACCAUGUGAUGCUGAGCUGUGUGAUCAUGUUAUACCCAACCAUGUGAUCAUAUGAUGCUCAGCUAUGUGAUCAUUAUAUACCCAGCAAUGUGACCAUGAGAUGCUGAGUUGUGUGAUCAUUUAACCGAGCCAUGUUA
Molecule: messenger RNA, 3176 nt
Organism: Mizuhopecten yessoensis (Yesso scallop)
Lineage: Eukaryota; Metazoa; Mollusca; Bivalvia; Pectinida; Pectinidae
Product: transportin-3-like
Exons: 27
Coding region: 55-2874 (939 amino acids)
Biological process (GO): protein import into nucleus
Cellular component (GO): nuclear membrane; cytoplasm
Molecular function (GO): small GTPase binding
Source: RefSeq, a predicted model, not a curated record